AAUACAAAGGGUGGUUACUGAACAUGACACUGCAUAAAUAUGUCACAGAUGAAAGACAAAAUAACAAUCUUUGCUUUCUAUUCCCAACACACUUUCUUUUCUCAUCUGUGUUCGUGUGUAUAUUUUUGAGUUCAGAGCCAAACUCAAGGUGCUGUUUGCUGAAGGAUCUCAACCUUGGAUUUGGAUCAGCAAAAUUUGAGUUACACGUUAUUGCAAGAUGAGUGUUAUGUAUAGUCCUGUUCUCAAGUACUCUGAUGUGGAGAUUCAGCUAAGGAAAAACCAAGAAGUGGAUUCAAGCUUUGGACAUCCACAACAACACUGUCACCAACCCAAUUCUGGACUAUUGAGGUACUGUUCUGCUCCAAGCUCAUUGCUGGCAAGCCUUGUUGACAACACCAUUCAUGAGGAAUCAUUCAGAAGUGAGAAUCAUCAGCACUAUCUUCCAUCCACAAGUUCAGAAAUGGAGACCAUGUUGUCCAAAUUGGUGUCAUCCAACAAUGAAUGGAGCAAUUCAGAAGGUUUGCAAGAAGAAUUUGGAGGCAAGCCUGUGAAGCAGGAAAUAGGAGAAUCUGUUCCACAGCAGAAUGGUUAUCCUUAUGGUGAGUCUCAGUUAAUUUACCACCAAACUCAGCAAAUUCAAGGCUUGCCAAAUGGUUCUUCCAAUGCUUUUGAUGGCUCUUUUGGUGUGGUGAACUCCAUUCAGUCUAAAAUUGGUGUCAGGAAUUGCUCCAAUCUCUUAAGGCAAAAGAGCUCCCCUGCUGAUUUUUUCUCCAUUGAAAAUGAUCUUGCAGCAUUGAGAGAAGUAGGAAGCUUUAAAGCCAAUGAUGUCUCAAAUGGACAGGCUAAUGCAUCAACUAGUGGAUUGCAUGGAACUCUUGCUUUCCCUUCUAGGCCAUCCUCAUGCUUGAAAAGGAUGCCACAAAUAGCUGAAAAUGGAAAUGAAAUUCUAGAAGAAAAUUGUGACCAAAGUAGAAACAUAGAAAAUGACAAUGGUAGCUCAAGAUGUUACAUUCCUAGCUUCACCAGUGAAUUCUGGGACAGUUCUGCAUUCAAUGCUCCCAAAACAGAAAGUGAAGAUGAAAUCAUGUUUUCCACUUCAAAUGUUUUGGAAUCUCAGGAAGCAGAUUUCAGCUAUCAAAAUCUUGGUUUGACUCACCAUUUGAGUCUACCUAGUUCUUCUACUAAGAUGUCAUCCAUAGAGAAGUUUCUUCAAAUUCAAGGUUCUGUUCCUUGUAAAAUUCGAGCCAAAAGAGGCUUUGCCACUCACCCAAGAAGCAUUGCAGAGAGGGUAAGGAGAACAAGGAUUAGUGAAAGAAUCAAGAAAUUGCAAGGCCUUUUCCCAAAAUCAGAUAAGCAAACAAGCACAGCAGAUAUGUUAGAUUUGGCAGUUGAUUACAUUAAGGACCUGCAGCAACAAGUUAAGGUACUCACAGAUUGCAAGGCAAAGUGCAAAUGUACAAGUAAUGAGAAGCAUUACACUAGAACUUGUUCCUGAUUUGUUUACAUGUAGAUAGCAAAAGAAUAUAGGAUUUUUGAGUGUGCCAAAGUUAGCAAUUGUAAUUAUAUAAAAUAAUGCUGACAUUUGCCUGGUGUGAGUUAGAUCCAGGUGAAUAUUUUUUUCACUUUUCCCCUUAUUUUCUUUCCUUCAUAGUUUGAUUUAAGGACACCAUAGAGUCCUAGCACGUUUGGCAGAAGUUUUAUCGGGUAACGUAGUUGUUUGAUACAAACUUUGAUACAAUGUUUAAUACUGAAUUUUAUAUGCGAUUCAGCUUUCAAUAUAUGAAGCCAAGAAUAUUAA
This is a messenger RNA of Cajanus cajan (pigeon pea), 1798 nucleotides long. RefSeq names its product transcription factor bHLH130. Gene Ontology annotation, biological process: regulation of transcription by RNA polymerase II. Gene Ontology annotation, molecular function: DNA-binding transcription factor activity, RNA polymerase II-specific; protein dimerization activity; RNA polymerase II cis-regulatory region sequence-specific DNA binding. Lineage: Eukaryota; Viridiplantae; Streptophyta; Magnoliopsida; Fabales; Fabaceae. The record is from RefSeq and is a predicted model, not a curated record. Gene Ontology annotation, cellular component: nucleus.